This is a messenger RNA of Apis mellifera (honey bee), 2676 nucleotides long. It is a transcript of the gene Ntan1, whose product is annotated as protein N-terminal asparagine amidohydrolase. The record is from RefSeq and is a predicted model, not a curated record. The transcript has 8 exons. Bases 746 to 1678 code for a protein of 310 amino acids. Gene Ontology annotation, cellular component: nucleus. Gene Ontology annotation, biological process: ubiquitin-dependent protein catabolic process. Gene Ontology annotation, molecular function: protein-N-terminal asparagine amidohydrolase activity. NCBI's taxonomy places the organism in Eukaryota, Metazoa, Arthropoda, Insecta, Hymenoptera, Apidae.
AGAUGACGAAGUCGAGUGCAGACGCGAGUGCCAGUGCGGACGAUACAGACAUUGUGCGAGCAAGUGUAAUGAAACAGAGAACGUGGUGUUUGCGACGUAUUUUAAAUCUUGUUAAAUUUUUACUUAACUAUCGCUCAAAACAUUCUACUCUCUCUCUCUUUGGACUGUGUGAAAACGGUGACUUGUAUACUACGAGUUUACUUAGAUAUCAUUAUAUUUUUUUUAUCUGUAUUUUUACAUUUUUUUUUUCACGCCAUUCUUUUGCGUGUCGUUCGGUCUUACAUCUCGACCGAUUCUGAUUCGAUUAGUUAUCACGUUAUUGCGUGUGUUCAAUAAUAUCUUGUGUUCUUUUAUGUGAAUGAUAAUAACGAUAGCGAUACAAGCUGAGAGUAAUGGUAACGGUGACGGUAACGGUGGCGGUAUGAUCACUGACGUUUCGUUUUGGAUCGACUACGUCGCGUGUGUAUACGAUCAGUUGCCUGUUGCAUAACUACGAUUUUACGAUAGGCAUCUUCUUGUCUCGUUCGACAUUCCAUUGGGCAACGAAUUCAUCAAUCAUUAGCAAAAUCGGAUGUAUUUCAUUUUGUGAUUAGUUAUUAUAACGAAAAGAAGUAGAGAAAAAUUGUGGAAGGAACAGGAAGAAAGAGGUGAAAGCAAAACUAAGAGGUGAAAUAUUCUUGGAAAAUGGCGGCGGGAACGUGUCAAUUGGCCUGAAGAAAAAUUCAAAGAAAACGCAAAACACAGAAUGGUGCUGGUAGUAAACGGAGUCCUGCAAGAGGACAUACCAGUGGAUAGCAGGUCAUUAUAUGCAGCUCACCCGGUAUAUCGUGAAACUGCUGCGCAACUUCAUUCGAUGCCAGCAAAAUUGGUGGGCCCAAUGGGUCUUCUUUACGUACGUCAACGGGAAAUGGCUGCUACUUUGCCACACGACAAAAAUGUGAGCAUUAUUGGCUCGGAUGAUAUGACCACUUGUAUCAUUGUUGUUGUAAGGCAUUCCGGAUCGGGUGCUGCUGCAUUGGCGCAUCUCGACGGAGCUGGUACAGAAGAUGCAGCGGCAGCGAUGAUUCAAAGGGUAACGGAACUUGCCAUUGGAUUUCCAGAGGGUCGUCUAGAACUACAACUGGUCGGUGGUUAUUCCGAUCCCAGGAAUUAUUCCGAAGAAUUGUUCUCCAAUAUUCUUUCUGCAUUUCACAAGCAACCGGUAGAGAUUGAUCUAACCUUGUGUUGCGUGGGCGAAUUGAACACCACGGUAAGAGGUGGAACUCAUUGGCCGGUAAUAUACGGUAUCGGUUUGAAUGUAAAAACGGGUGAGAUUUUUCCUGCUACCUUCCCCGAUAAAGGUCCUGAUCAAGCCCUAAGAUGUGCUAGGCAUUUAACCGGAGGUCAACAGGUUCUAGAUGUUUACGACUGUACUCUUGGCUUACUCAGAAUCGGACCGUUCAACUACGAUCCUUUGAGAGGAGUCGAUCUUUGGUUAGCUCAAUCCGAUCAAUUUAUUCUGCAACAUCUUUCAACCGCACCGGAAGUGGAACUUCCACAUUUUGUAUCACAGGUACGAGCAACGCUCAAAUAUAUACAGGAUAAUCAAUUUCCGGCAGUCACCGUCUUCCGUGACAAUAGACCUCAUUAUUAUCGUCGAGAUGAAACCACCGGUGUUUGGCAACCCAUACGAUAUUGAUAAUGACUGCCGUUAUACUCAAAGGCUUGUAUUAAAAUUGACGGAAUUUUCCUAAUUCUUCUCUAAAAUUCAUAAAAUAAAAUAAAAUAAAGUAAAAUAAAAUAUAAAAAAAAAAACAAAGAAAUUUUAUUACGAAAAAUUAUCGUAAUAAAAUGGAUCGGCAUGAUAUAUGUAUAUAUAUAUAUAAAUAUAUAUAUAUAUACAUAUAUAUAUUUUAUAAUAUAUUUUUUUUUCGCAUUGCUCGUGAAAUAUUUGUUUCAUCUUUAUUAUUUUCAAAGUAGAGAUAUUACAUCGCUAAAUGUGAUACAAUGCGCGCGUACGACUUAUGAUACGAUUUCAUUUUUUGCAAUUGUUACAUUUAACGAUAAGACAUACAACGAUAUACAGAUUUUACGAUAUUCGCGACUUAUUUGUAAGAACGAGAAAUGAUAAAAUCGAAAGAGGGUAUGUCCAUUUUUUUUAGAAUGAUUAUAAUACUUAUCUUUUUAACCAUUAUUUUUAAGCGCGAUAGUAUAAAGAUUUCUCUUCGAUGGUUGUUGACUUUUAUUUUUUAAAUUUUUAUUCCUCCCCCUCUCCCCCUGCUCUCCCCUCCAAAUAUCUUUAUAUUAUAGCAACACGAAUUGUAUUUAUAUAGGAGAAAAAUCAACCAGAUGUGCUAUUGUAUAUUUUAAAUACGUAUAUAUUCUUUGUUCUUUCUUCAUCCUUUUAACCCGACAUUGGUAUACAUAUGUCAUCUUGAUAAUAAUAUGUGAUGCAUUGCAAAAUUGAAAUGUUCCGAAAUGAUUUAUUCGUAUCUUUCUAUUUCGUGCAUAAAAAAUAAUUUUUCCUUUAAAAUUUAAAUUUUGAAAAUUUAUUUUAAUAAAAAGUCUUAAAAUUUAUCUCUUUUUUCUCUUUCGUACGAAAUUGAAAGAUUUGCGAACGUAAUCAACAUUCCGAAUAUACGAUACGAGUAAAUGUACCUGCACGAAAGUCGAAUAAAUCGAGAAUGUUGUAGAUAA